AUGUGCCCUAACAAGGAUGAGAACAAUUUUGUAGUAAAUGACAUUGAGAAUCAAUUUGAUAUUGAAAGUAAUGAGAAUGAGAAAACUUCAAGUAAUGUGAAUGAAAACGAAGAAUUGAAUCAAACUGUUAAUGAGAACGAGAAAAGUUCAAGUGAUGUGAAUGAAAAUGAAGAACUGAGUCAAACAGUGAGUGAGAAUGAGAAUGAGAAAACUUCAAGUGGUGUAUUCAACUUUCCUUUUGAUAUUGAUGAUCCAGAAAAUUGGGAUAAGAUUGGUCAUAUUAAUAUGACAAAUUUUAUAAUUGAAAGAGGUCCAAAAAGAGUCAUUAAGGACGAGUUUACUGGGGAUGCUUUCGGUAAGAAUUUUUCUUCGUGGCAUUAUAUAAGAGAAUUACCAAAUGGAGAGAAACAAGAUAGGAAGUGGUUGAUUUAUUCAGUUUCUUUAGAUAAAGUAUUUUGUUUUUGGUGUAAAUUGUUUGCAACAAAGAAGCAUCUUGUGGGUUUUUUAGCUGAGGGAGGUUUUAAUGACUGGCAUAAUAUUUCUGAUCGAUUAAAAAGUCAUGAACGAAGUACACAACAUAUUGAGUCAAUUGCUAGUUGGGUGGAAUUAGAAAAACAACUGAAAAUGAAGUUAACAAUUGAUGCAAGUUUAGAAGAACAAAUUAAUCAAGAAAAAAAACAUUGGAAACAAGUGUUAGAGAGAAUUUUUGCUAUUGUAAAAAGAUUUGGGCAAAAUAAUUUGGCAUUUCGAGGAGAUCGUGAAAAACUAUAUGAGAAAAACAAUGGGAAUUUCUUACAAAUUAUAAAAUUACUUGCUGAAUUUGAUUUAACUAUGCAAGAACAUGCUCGUCGUAUUUUGAGAGGUGAGACUCAUUAUCAUUAUUUGAGUCACAAGAUUCAAAAUGAAAUGAUACAACUACUGGCAACUGAGGUGAAAAGCUCGAUAAUUAGUAGAAUUAAAGAAGCAAAAUAUUUUUUAGUUAUACUAGAUUGUACUCCAGAUGCAAGUAAUGAUGAACAAAUGUCUCUUGUUUUAAGAUGUGUGAAUGUUUCAGAAAGUCCAAUAUUUGUUGAUGAGUUUUUUCUAGGAUUCAUAAAAGUUCAUGACACAUCAGGGCUUGGUUUGCUUAAUGAACUUUUAAAUGCGUUGAAUAUUCUUGGAUUUUAUGUUGAUAGUAUAAGAGGACAAGAAUAUGACAAUGGAUCUAAUAUGAGAGGAAAGAAUAAAGGUGUACAAACUAGGCUACUUGAAAUGAAUCCUAGAGCAUUUUACACUCCUUAA
This is a messenger RNA of Cannabis sativa, 1281 nucleotides long. RefSeq lists its product as uncharacterized. Lineage: Eukaryota; Viridiplantae; Streptophyta; Magnoliopsida; Rosales; Cannabaceae. The transcript is spliced from 2 exons. Bases 1 to 1281 code for a protein of 426 amino acids. The record is from RefSeq and is a predicted model, not a curated record.